Molecule: messenger RNA, 729 nt
Organism: Contarinia nasturtii (swede midge)
Lineage: Eukaryota; Metazoa; Arthropoda; Insecta; Diptera; Cecidomyiidae
Gene: mago
Product: protein mago nashi
Exons: 2
Coding region: 170-619 (149 amino acids)
Biological process (GO): RNA splicing
Cellular component (GO): exon-exon junction complex; catalytic step 2 spliceosome; nucleus
Source: RefSeq, a predicted model, not a curated record
UUUUUCGCCUCACUUCAUUCGAUUCGGCAUCGUUGUCAAAACUGUCUGUGUAUUGCAUACAACAUACAAAAAAUAAAAUACAGCAAAAAAUUGAAGCGGUUCACAAGGGUCGCUAAGAUUUUUUUUUUGUGUGUUUGAAAGUAGUGAACGAGAAAUCGACUGAAGAAAAAUGGCAAAAGUAACAGAGGACUUCUAUUUGCGUUAUUACGUUGGACACAGAGGUAAAUUCGGUCAUGAAUUUUUGGAAUUUGAAUUCCGACCGGACGGUAAACUACGAUAUGCAAACAACUCCAACUACAAAAAUGAUACAAUGAUUCGAAAAGAAGCGUACGUUCAUCAUACGGUUAUGGAAGAGCUGAAACGAAUUAUUGUUGACUCGGAAAUUAUGCAAGAAGAUGAUUCAUUGUGGCCACCUCCAGAUCGUGUUGGUCGUCAAGAGUUGGAAAUUGUGAUUGGUGACGAGCACAUUUCAUUCACCACAUCGAAAACCGGUUCGCUAGUCGAUGUCAAUCAAUCCAAAGAUCCAGAAGGUCUUCGUGGUUUCUACUACUUGGUCCAGGAUUUAAAGUGCUUGGUAUUCUCUUUGAUCGGACUCCAUUUCAAAAUCAAGCCAAUAUAAAUGGAAGCAGCAUUUUCAAUACAUACCGUAUCACUUUAAUUUAUAGCUAAUCUUCUUAUUCUUCAUUUGAUUUUUUGGUAAAUAAAAACACAGCACACAAGAAGAGUACA